AUGAGAAUUAUUGUGAAAAGCCAGAAAGGAAUAGAUCAAAUUAUCAACUUUGGUAAAUAUAUUUUUGACAAAAAGGAUGGAUUAAUCGAGAAACUAUCGGGGGAUGUGUAUAAAUAUGGGUUGUUCGGCGUCUGGUAUUAUAAAUCUCAGUUAUGUUACUAA
Vairimorpha ceranae is the source of this 162-nucleotide messenger RNA. RefSeq lists its product as hypothetical. The record is from RefSeq and is a predicted model, not a curated record. The transcript has a single exon. Lineage: Eukaryota; Fungi; Microsporidia; Nosematidae. The coding region runs from base 1 to 162 and encodes 53 amino acids.